Messenger RNA from Cynoglossus semilaevis (tongue sole), 1566 nucleotides. RefSeq names its product G kinase anchoring protein 1 (gene gkap1). The record is from RefSeq and is a predicted model, not a curated record. Gene Ontology annotation, biological process: signal transduction. The coding region runs from base 131 to 1291 and encodes 386 amino acids. Lineage: Eukaryota; Metazoa; Chordata; Actinopteri; Pleuronectiformes; Cynoglossidae. The transcript is spliced from 12 exons. Gene Ontology annotation, cellular component: Golgi apparatus.
UUCUGCGCUGUUGUAAUAAAUCAAGUUUGUCCUCUCCCGGCUCCUGUACCUACCCAGACACUCGCUGUGUAAUAAAACAGUAGCAGAAGACAGUCCAGUCACGAAUAAGUGAAAGUGUUGUACUUUAUCAAUGGCAUCAUCUGCUAUGAUCACAGUUCCUACCACUGCCUCUCGUUUUGCCCUGCUCCAGAUAGACUCGGAUUCGGACUCUGAAACAUCGGAGCCCGGAAAGGGUAGCAGUAAAGGAGCACGGGAUUCCUCGGGAAAACCCCGACAAGGAAAACCAGGAACGGGCAGUGGGAAGGCAGCGCAGGGUAACGACAAGAAGAAAGAGAAGAAAAAGAAGAAGAAGGAACAGCAGCAGAGUGAAGCUAACGAGUUGCGUAAUUUGGCCUUUAAGAAAAUACCUCAAAAGUCUUGUGCCCCGCCUCCCAGUAUGACACUGUCGGGAAUAGCCAGUGAACUUCUCAACCCUUCAGUAGAGGAUCAAAGUCUUCAAUCAGGAGGGUGGCAGCAGUGGAAGCAGAGAGAUGAGCAGAUAACCACAGAAUUAUAUGAAGCUGAUUUGGAAAAGGCCUUACUUAUGAGUAAACUGGAGUAUGAACAACAGAAACAGAACAACACAAACACAUGUUCGCCAAAAUCACGAGGAGGAGGAGGAAAAGAGUCAGGAGGGAAGAAGGAGAAAAAGAAGAAUCAACAGGCAAAAGACAAAAAGACUGUUUCUCUGCAGGACUUUCAGGCUGUGGGAAAUGCAGAACAUUCCUGUAAGAAACAAGACAAAGAGGAUGACAGAGCAGCUAACCAGGCACUAGAACCUAAUCAGGACGAGAGGUUUUUUAAUAAACUGGAAGACGACGUCAGUCGGAUCAUCCAGCAGGAAAAAAGACGUGAGCAGUUCGUUAACAGUCAGGGACAGGAAGUUAACACAUCCACAGAACAUGAACAGGACCCACGGGCAGAGCAGCUGAAAUAUGAACUGGAGAAGAAAGACCAGGAAAUUGAAAAGUUAAAGAAGACGAUUUCACUGUGGGAGGGGAAAUAUAAAGAGGUGAAGGCCCGGAAUUCUCAGCUGCUGAAGAUGCUUCAGCAGGGAGAGAUGAAAGACAAAGCAGAGAUUCUUCUACAGGUAGAAGAGCUUCUAAAUAUAAAAGAAGAACUUUCAUCACAGGUAACAUUACUGCAUGCUGCUCUUGAACAAGAAAGGUCUAAGGUCAAAGGUCUGCAGUCGGAACAACCGAAACAUCAGGCAAACAGAAAAGGAAGGAAAGGCUCAGAAAUGGAUGUAUAAAGUUUUCAGGGCAAAAUCCCUCAACACAAAACUGACAAAGACAUUAAGAAAAAUGCUGCUGAUCAGAAUCAGGGUUUCUCUAUGUUUUGUUUCAGCUUGACUUCUCUGUAGGCAUAAAUUGCAUGCUCUCUUGCUUGGACAUUAUAAUGAAUGACUGAGUUUGAAGAUUUUGUCCUGUUCUGCCAUCUGCUGGCACAGGUUUUUUGGGGGGAGGUUAUCACCAACAUGAUUGAAUUUGUCUCAACUGUAAAGUAAAUAAAGUACUUUUUCAGUGA